AUGCGCAGCCCUGCCCUCGAUCUCAGCAUGUUCCACGAUCCUUCGGCCUAUCCCAAGCCCAACUACCCGAUCUUCAAUGGUGGCAUCCCCUUCAAAAAGGAAAACUUGCCGUAUUUCUUCGUCUUCGAAUGGGAGCUGGCCGGGGAAUGGGCCGAAGACGCCCAGUGGUGGUUCAUGGACUAUUGGACCCUCUCCUUCGUCUUCGUCGCCCUCUACCUGAUCCUCGUGUUCUGGAGUCGGCGGUGGAUGGCAUCCCGCCCGCCCUACGAUCUGCAGAAACCCCUCAUCGCCUGGAAUUUUUUUUUCUCCGUCUUCAGCAUCCUUGCGGUUUAUCGGGGUAUCCCUGAGGUGUACCGAAGCAUUCGACAUGAUUCCCUCUACUACUCGAUGUGCUUGGGAAUGAAUCUACGACACAAUCCAGUGGCGUCGGUCUGGGCCAUCUUGUUCGUCAUCUCCAAGGUUGUCGAGCUGGGAGACAAGGCGUUCAUCGGAAUCUCAACAUCUCGCUACUUCGUCACCCUCAACGCUCUAGCCCACGCCUUCAUGUAUCCCUACUACACCGCACGAGCAGCGAAGGUCCACGUCCCCCGCCGCCUCGCCAUGGCCAUCACCCUCUUCCAAAUCACCCAGAUGAUCUUCGGCAUCUACGCUAACGCCUACGCCUACUUCGCGAUGAGGGCUGGCCUCCACUGCGAGACCCCGUGGGAAAACAUCUACAUCUCUGCUCUCAUGUACCUCUCCUACUUCCUGCUCUUCCUCAACUUCUUCGUCGACGCCUAUCUCAGACGCACCUUAAACAAAAUGAAGACCUUUGCCGCUCAGGGCACGAACAUCGGGGAAGAACUCACGGAUUACCUCAAAAUCAAUUGA
Darwinula stevensoni is the source of this 870-nucleotide messenger RNA. NCBI's taxonomy places the organism in Eukaryota, Metazoa, Arthropoda, Ostracoda, Podocopida, Darwinulidae. The record is from the annotation of a GenBank genome assembly.